Messenger RNA from Dendronephthya gigantea, 1311 nucleotides. RefSeq lists its product as uncharacterized. The coding region runs from base 229 to 1041 and encodes 270 amino acids. Lineage: Eukaryota; Metazoa; Cnidaria; Anthozoa; Malacalcyonacea; Nephtheidae. The transcript has 9 exons. The record is from RefSeq and is a predicted model, not a curated record.
UUUAGAUAGUUGUUCUGUCGUCCCCCCCUGUUGGAAAUUGCAGCCUUACUUGAUGGACAUAUCAAAUUUGAAAGUGGAAGCACUGCAGCGAGCCAGGUCAGGAUUUCAACUACUGAGCUAUAUAAGAAUUACUACAUAGCUCAGUGAUUUCAACGGGGAACAAUCAAAACAUCCAAUAUAGACUAGAAGAUUUGCAGCCAGGAUCAUUUCUAAAGUGAAAAGACACGCAUGAUGUAUAAAGGAAGGUUUUAUAGGCAGGGUACAAUCGUAGCGUUUGAAGAGGAUGCGACACACGAGUUCAAGGGUCAUCGGAAUCUAGCAGUGGAGGAAUUACCUCCAUGGUGUUACAUACCUGGCACUGAUAGACGCUCAAGAAGAGCUGUUUCUAGGGCAAUCAAUGCAUUUCUAAACACGGGUAAAGGCGGCAUAGUUUAUUUGGGUAUCACUGAUGAAGGUAGUGUCAAAGGAAUAAGACUUUCACAAUAUCAGAAAGACCAUGUCUUGGUAUCAAUGAAUGACCUCAUGGGUCGAUAUCAACCAAAGGUUGACUCUGAGCGAUUCAGUAUUGAGUUUGUACCUGUGAUACCAAAUGUAGAUAGUCAUCCAUCAGCACACAUGGACUCAUUGAAAAGCGAAGACCAUGGUAGAUUAACGCCUCAUUUGCUACGGACACCUGAAUUUUGUUGGUGUGAUAAGGAUGCUGUUGCUCAGUUCACACUUGGCAUUGAACAGCCAGACUAUGUGAUAGAAAUCACCAUUCAUCCUUACAAAGAUAAACUAACAGAGAUCUGGGAUAACAGGUUUCGACUGGAUUUGCAUCCUGUUUAUCAGGAUGAGGAGGGAAAUUGUUAUUUUAGAAGACAAGCAAGUCUUGUUCAGUACAAGCAUGCAGAUAUUUAUGAACUUACUAAAGAAGAAGUUAAGCAGUACUAUGAAGUUGUCAUAAGCAAAAUGAAAAGAGAAAUCCAAGAAGCUAAUGGUCUGUUAAAAAAGCCAACAACUAUGAACAGACUUUCAAUGAACUCCUUCACGCUUGGCUGAAAUGUUUGGAAAGCUUUCCAAAGUCAGGAAAUGAAAGAUGCCCAUGCAUGGCAAGAUGAAAAGUCUAUUUGAAUCAAAGGUUGUAAUGAACAGUCACCUAGAAUCUGAAGCUUUGCCAAUCUGUAAAUCAUUGUCCUUCCAUGAAUGAACAAUGUUAUAUCUUGAGCGAUUUAAAAUAGCAUCUGCCUCCAACAAAGUUUUUAUGUAGGAAGUUAUCUUAAUUUUUAUGUAUAAUAUUUGUGUUGUAUAAUUUAGAAUAAAGAGUAUAAA